CCACCUCAUUUGUACCGUGUUACGAACCGGCAAGCUGAAUUUCUUAACGAACGACUGCACACGUAUACUGCUACGAAGGAAGAAAAUCAUAGCAGCAAUGAUUUUGGGGUGUUUUCUAAUGAUUUUUGUUGUCCCGUCAUAUGUAUUUGGUGCUGCUAAAGGACCAAAAGUUACUGACAAAGUCUAUUUUGAUAUAGAAAUUGGAGGAGAAAAAGCUGGCAGAAUUGUAAUUGGUUUAUUUGGAAAGACUGUCCCUAAAACUGUGAAGAAUUUUAAAACAUUAGCAGAGGGAACUGAGGAGAGAGAUGGUAAAAAGUUGACAUACAAAGGAAGUAAAUUUCACCGUGUUAUUAAAGAUUUUAUGAUUCAAGGAGGUGACUUUACUAGAGGCGAUGGAACUGGAGGAAGAAGCAUUUACGGAGAAAAAUUUGCUGAUGAGAACUUCAAGCUGAAGCAUUAUGGAUCUGGAUGGUUAUCCAUGGCUAACGCUGGUAAAGACACUAAUGGAUCACAGUUCUUUUUAACAACAAAAAAGACCGAAUGGUUAGAUGGUAGACAUGUUGUUUUUGGAAAAGUUAUAGAAGGAAUGAGUGUAGUAAGAAAAAUAGAAAGUAAUCCAACAGCAGCUGGAGACAAACCUAAAAAAGAUGUUGUUAUAGCUGAAUGUGGAUCUCUACCUGUAGAUGAACCUUUUGCUGUAGAAAAAAAGGCAUCUGAAGAAUAAGCAGAUACUCCACAUUAGACCACACCUUAUAUAAUUACUAGUUCUUUGGGUCCUCUAUGUAAUUCUCUAUGAAAGAUCUUGUCAUCUGAAAGGAAAAGGACCUGUUUUUCAAUAUAAGAAUUUGUUCAAGUUAUUUCCUAAUUAUUAUUAUCUAGUAUAUUUUUAUUGCACAAACAUACUAGAUAAAUCAAAAUAUUAAGUUAUAGAUGCAGUAAGUAGGGCUAAAUUUUCAGAGCUAUUUAAUUAUUGUACACCACGUACCAAAAUGAAAAUCUUCCAGUAAUCUGCAAUUAUAUGUUAAUUUGAUGCAUCAGUAGCCCUGUACAAAUUGUAGUCCAGUCAUUUUAGUGAGCAGAAUAUAUAUAUAAGAGCUUGAUUUUCUUUGAUUAACUUAUGUGCACUAACUAUAGAAUAGAGUGAAUGUAUUGUUUGAUUUUAGUUUCUUUGUACGAAACACUGUUUCUCUGAAUUAUCGGAUUAUAAAAGUGAAUUGUGUAAGUUUGUUAAAUUCUGAUUGUUACUGCAUGUAUGUAUUAAUAGAAAGAUCAUAUUGAGUGGAAUUUAAUGACUGAUGUGCGGUUAAAUUUUACGAAGAACUAGAAAUUAUAUUAUGAGUGGCUGUGACUAUUUCUUUAGUUCAUAUUUAUUUCGGUCAUUUUAAAUUAUUCACUCUCACAGAUUAUUAAUAAUAAAAAGUAAAUUCACUAUUUCAGAAUCUAAUGAAUUUUGGGUGAAGUUAUUCAUGUCCUAAAAUGAAGCAAAUAAAGAAACCUAGGUAUAAGGCAAUGAUAUUACCCACAAUCGUUUAGAUUUUGAAGUGACCAAUUCGAUCUGAUGUGUAGAUGAAUCUUUAUCAUCCUGUUAUAAGGAUUUUAGAUUCUCUUGUUUUGGCAAUAAUUAGUGCUAAUUUUAGACAAAAAUAGUCCAAAUAUAAUUUUUAUAUCAAUGCAGUCUAAUUAUUAUUUUACUUUUAUUAUUAACUGCAUUUUGUUUUUUUGAGUGUUGUAAAUGUUUUGUUUAAAAACAAAAUAUAUAUAUUUUGGGUUAUCAUAUCAUUUUUCAUUUCUGUAUAUAAGUGGAAGAACUAAUGGACGUGUUUUUAAAGUCCAAAUAUAAUAAUUUUUUUUCACAUCAGUUCAGGAUAGCAAGUUAAGCUGUAUAAAGAAUAUAAAAUCUUUUAAUUGAUAUUUAAGAUUGAAUAAUUGUUUAUUUUUUUUUUCUCAAAUUUGUAAUAAUAUUUUUCUUCAAAAUUUGAAUCAUAAACUUUGUUGUUCUCAGGUUGAAGGAUGUAACAUAUUUGUAAAAAAAAAUAUUUGGACAGACAAAUGUAUGUAGAAUUUGUCAUAAAAAAUAUAUUAGCAUUUAACAUAAAAUUUUCAGAUUAUAAUACAAUCUUUUUACAUUAAAACAUGAAAAAAAGG
Mytilus californianus (California mussel) is the source of this 2145-nucleotide messenger RNA. Its product is annotated as peptidyl-prolyl cis-trans isomerase 5-like. The coding region runs from base 98 to 724 and encodes 208 amino acids. Lineage: Eukaryota; Metazoa; Mollusca; Bivalvia; Mytilida; Mytilidae. Gene Ontology annotation, molecular function: peptidyl-prolyl cis-trans isomerase activity. The record is from RefSeq and is a predicted model, not a curated record. The transcript is spliced from 5 exons. Gene Ontology annotation, biological process: protein peptidyl-prolyl isomerization; protein folding. Gene Ontology annotation, cellular component: intracellular membrane-bounded organelle.